This is a messenger RNA of Menidia menidia (Atlantic silverside), 840 nucleotides long. The record is from the annotation of a GenBank genome assembly. Lineage: Eukaryota; Metazoa; Chordata; Actinopteri; Atheriniformes; Atherinopsidae.
AUGGAGUGUUGCAGAUGUUGGCUACCAGCUGUGGCUUUGCUGCUUUGUGUGAGGGAGGUGAAGACGGAUCAUCUCCAAGCUGAGAACCUCAAUCUUCUACCCUCAGAGGAGCAUAACAAAGUCCUGAACCAUGGAAUGACAGCAGUGCUGCCUAGAGACUGUUCUGAAAUGCUGAUGGUGUCGUCUGGCCAGGCCCGAGAUGGAGUGUACCUGAUUCAGCCUGGUGACUCUCCCAUUGUGGCCUACUGUGCUAUGCAGGAUGGAGGCUGGACCGUGGUCCAGCACAUCACUGUCAACAGCAGCGUGGAUUUCGAUCGCACCUGGGCUGAGUAUAAGAAUGGCUUUGGGGAAGUCUCAGGGGAUCACUGGCUUGGGAAUGAAUACAUUCACCAGCUUACCCGAGGCCCUGUUCGCUACAAACUGGGUGUUAAACUUGUAGACCGAGAUGCAAUCACCAAAGUGGGGGAGUAUGAUCCAUUCAUGGUGGAAGAUGAAUCAACAUCAUACAGGCUUCGGCUGGGGUUGUUCCAAGGCACAGCUGUGGAUGCUUUGACCCUGGACACAGAGAACUACCUGCAUGAUAACCAGAAGUUUACCACCAAAGACAGAGACAAUGACAACUACUUCCAAAACUGUGCAAAAUUGGAAUUUCACGGAGUGCCAGGAGGAGGAUGGUGGUAUGACGCCUGCGCUGGUGCCAAUUUAAAUCGGAGGAAUGUCAUUUACUGGCAAAAGGACUGCAACAAGGAGCGUCUGUGCAAAUAUGCAUGGAUGAUGGUUAGACCCUCUGACACAGUUAAAGUGAUUCACAGCGGAACGUGUAAGAAGGACGAGUUAUGA